UGAAAGCACAUGAAUGGCGGACACUUCCUGGUUGCGUCUGUCAUUUCCAUCCAGAACAGCAGCUUUGUGUAUCCAUCAUGUCACAGUUGUUUUUCCAGGCUAUCGCUGCAGUUCAAACGAUACAAUUGCCAGAAGUGUGGUGGUUCAGGCGACACCAAAGAAGCAAACUACAGAUACCGACUUUCGCUGGAGGUAGCCGACACGCAUGAUGUUUUUGAGAUCACCGUAUUUGGAAGCUGCUUAGAUGCCUAUUUUGGAGCCACAGCAAAAGGUCUGCAAAGGUACAUCGAAGAACUGAACCGAGAAGCAGGAGAGGACGAAAACGAUGCCGUGUUUGGUGUAAUAUUUCGUGCCGUUGAAACCUGCUUUGUUGGGAAGAAGUUUGUCUUCAGAAUUAAGAGUUCCGACAGGCCCGGUGUGGCUAGCUUAUUGCAAAAUGGCUGCCCAACGGAGAGAAGCACCAAAACCUUCGUUGCCUCUGAAAUGUUCGUACCCCAUCCUGAGCUUGUGGGCCACACCGUUCUCCACUACAUGGAGCAGCAGCGAUGUUCUCAAUUGAAGCAGAGGCACGGGGCUUUAUGGCUUCCGGAUCACGUCACGGCAUCCGAUCAUCCAAUGGGCGCCUCCGCCCCCAAAACAAGCACUCCGAUUGCUGGAUCGUUGUUCAAGUCAGAAUGCAGCCUUGUAGGUACUCUGGAUUUCUCUGCUGGUCCCCACUCCAUUCCCCUCGCCAGGCCUUAUCAUCCAGACAGCCUCCUUGCAGGGAAAGGACCCAUUCUAAGUGAUUUGCCCCUGAAUAAAUUGUCUUGGGACAAGGCCAAGUGUAAAAGGCCUAGGCUCCCCUUUCAAAACCCUUUAGUAAAACAGCUGAUCAGCAAGUUCUCGAGGUCUACAAGGUCAAGCAAUGCAGAAGCUGGCACGGUCAAUCCAUGUGGACCUCCGGAGUUAUUUGUGAGUCGCCUCUCGGCCAAAGGGCUACAGUCUAAAGAUGGUGGCCAAGAAUGGAGUCCUCCAUCAGAGAAAAUUCAAGAUCGGGAUGUAAAAUUGCAGAGGAGGAAAAGCUUAGGCGGGUUUCACAGCGAUUCUCCUCUUUUUGAAAAGCAAGGAGGGUGCUUGAGUCCAAGCAAUCUUUCCAGAUUAGCAAAGGUCUGCUUUCUUCCAAAAAAGCCACAACCGGAAGAAGCUGGCAUUGAGGGCCAACCGACGUGUCAACAGACAACGAUGCUUGGGCCGCCAGUCACUGAAUCGCUUGACAAGCCAUCUUUUGUAGACCUCAGCCGAUCAAAGCUGUUUCCCACACCUUCUUCGCCCGUGCCUCAGGUUGCCGACUGGUCUUCCGAACUCUUCCCGGAUCAUGACCACCUGCCCAACCCGGAGACCACCGUAUCACAGCCAACCUCUUGA
Protobothrops mucrosquamatus (brown spotted pit viper) is the source of this 1404-nucleotide messenger RNA. RefSeq names its product DNA damage induced apoptosis suppressor (gene DDIAS). The record is from RefSeq and is a predicted model, not a curated record. The coding region runs from base 10 to 1404 and encodes 464 amino acids. Gene Ontology annotation, biological process: negative regulation of intrinsic apoptotic signaling pathway in response to DNA damage. Gene Ontology annotation, cellular component: cytoplasm; nucleus. Lineage: Eukaryota; Metazoa; Chordata; Lepidosauria; Squamata; Viperidae. The transcript is spliced from 5 exons.